ACUCCCUGACUUGCUUCAUGCAGUCAAAUAACUGAUUUUACUUUAUCCAAUACACUCCCCCCAUGACUUGAUCUAGAGGGUGCUUAGAGAAGAUCGCAAUCACCAGAAUCUUUUCGAAUUGCGAUUAAAGAGGAAGCCAGGAGUUUCCAAGAUCGUUGAACGACGAAGAUGGCGAGCUGCUCUUACUUCCUCCUCCUCCUCGUUUUCUUGAUCCCGACGUCUUCUGGUGUGCAUGGAGAUCAUUCCUCAAAGUCAAACACAAACGAUAACUUGCAUAAGCGAAUGAAAAGAGAAUGGAUCUGGAAUAAAAUGCAUAUUCCUGAAGAGCAGAAUGGGACUUUGCCUCAUCAUGUUGGAAAGAUCACCUCAACGAUCAAGAAUCCCAAUGCCAAAUAUGUCCUUGAAGGGGAAGGUGCUGGGACGUUGUUCAGAGUUAAUGAAUUUACUGGAGAUGUCUCUGUGACGGAAACGCUGGACCGAGAGAAGAAAGCUGAAUAUGAACUCACAGCUCUGAUUUACAAUCGUCUUACCAAUCAACAAUUGGAGGACCCCUCCAAAUUCCGCAUCAUUGUUCAUGACAUUAAUGACAACGCCCCAGUAUUUGUUCAAAAGGUGUUUAAUGGUUCGGUGGUAGAAAUGUCGCCACUAGGAACAUCUGUCACCAAAGUGACAGCUGUGGAUGCUGAUGACCCAACCCUUCAUGGUCAUGCAGAUGUUUUCUACGAAGUUACUGAUGGCAAAAACUACUUCAGAAUAGACAACUCAGGAACCAUUUACACAGCUGUGCCUGACUUGGAUAGAGAACAAAAGGCUACUUAUACCAUUCGGGUGAAAGCGAGGGACGGCAUGGGUCUACAUGCUGAAGAAUUUGGCAUUGCUACUGUCAUCAUUAAAUUAAUUGACAUCAAUGACAAUUUCCCAACAUUUAAGCAAAAAAAUUUCACUUUCGAAGUCCCUGAAAAUGUCAGUUUGACCGGUGAAGUCGGUAGAUUAAAAGUAGAGGACAUCGAUGAACCGCAAAACAGGGAUACCAAAUAUAGCUUUCGCCAAGGGAAUUACCAAGACACCUUUAAAAUUAUACCAAAUCGCUACACAAAUGAAGGAGUAAUUCAACCAACAAAGCCCUUGGACUUUGAAAAGAUACCUGAAUACAGGUUUGUGGUUGAAGCCACGGAUGCCAAUAUCAACUAUGCCUAUGCUACACGGAAGGGCCUGGAGAACCUUGCAAGAGUAAUUAUCAAAGUUAUCGAUGUUGAUGAACCCCCAGUUUUCAGCCGGUCUUCCUAUACAUUCACCGUCCAAGAAGAAGGUGCAACGAAGAUAUCCAUUGGAUGUGUUUCUGCAAGUGAUCCUGAUAAAGCCAGGCGGAAAAUAAGUUACCAUAUCUUAAGAUCCACUUCUUUUGAAAUAAGUACCAGUGGGUGCAUUUUCGCCACAAAGCGCCUGGACAGGGAAGAAAACAGCUGGCAUAAUAUAACUGUCGCAGCCAAUGAGCUGGAUCAAAAUAAAAAGAGAAUCCCCAGAUUAGAAACCCACGUACCAGUUUAUAUUAAAAUUAAGGAUAUAAAUGACAAUGCCCCAGAAUUCGCUUUUCCAUAUGAUCCACGUGUGUGUGAAAAUGCUGCACCUGGACAGGUGAUCACAAGAAUUUCGGCUGUGGACAAGGAUGAAACGCCACCAGAUGUGAAAUUCAAGUAUUUCCUGACUUCUGAAGAUAGCAACUUUACCCUCAUUGACAAUCGUGAUAACACAGCAAACAUCACCGUCAAGUUUGGACAGUUCAACCGAGAGCUACUCAAAACUCAUUUCUUGCCUAUCAUCAUCUCCGACAAUGGGGCACCAUCACAGACCAGCACGAACACUCUUACCAUCCGGAUUUGCCAGUGCGACAAGGAAGGGGAAUUCACUCUUUGCGAAGAGCAAGCGAAGCAAGUGGGAGUCGGCAUCCAAGUGUUGGUGACCAUCUUAGUCUGUAUUUUCACCAUCAUUGCAUUAACGAUGCUGCUGAUAGUCUGGAGGAGGCGGCACAAGAAAGAUCUCGGUGUUCUCAAGAAGAACGUCGAAGAGAUCCAUGAGCAGCUGGUGGCCUACGACGAAGAAGGCGGCGGUGAAAUGGACACCACCAGUUAUGAUGUCUCGGUCCUGAAUUCAGCCCGCCAGAGAGGGAUACUAUGCCCCAGAAUGCCUUUGGAGGAUUCACCUUGCAAAUAUUCCCGCGAACAAAAGAUCCCCGAGAAUGGACUUUCAGGCAUUGGAGAAAUGGGCAUCAUGAUUGAGAUGAAAAAAGAUGAAGCUGAUAAUGAUGGGGAUAUCUUGCCCUAUGACACCCUCCACAUAUUUGGCUAUGAAGGGGGCGAGUCUAUUGCGGAAUCUCUAAGCUCCCUGGGUUCAGGGUCCUCAGACUUGGAUAUUGAUUAUGAUUUCCUCAAUGAUUGGGGUCCCAGAUUCAAGAUGCUGGCAGACCUUUAUGGUCUGGAACCUAGUGUAGAUCUGAUCUACUGAGCGUAGUCAGAGGCAGAUCAUCCCAAGCAGUGGUGAAAUCCAAUUUUUUUUUACAAACCGGUUCUGUGGGCAUGGCUUGGUGGGCAUGGUGUGGCUUGGUGGGCGUGGCAGGGGAAGGAUACUGCAGAAUCUCCAUUCCCACCCCACUCCAGGAGAAGGAUAUUGCAAAAUCCCCAUUCCCUCCCCACUCCUGGGGGAAGGAUAUUGCAAAAUCCCCAUUCCCUCCCCACUCCUGGGGGAAGGAUAUUGCAAAAUCCCCAUUUGCACCCCACUCUGGGACCAGCCAUAGGUGGCCUUUGCCGGUUCUACAAACUCAUUUCAUUUCAUUUAUUGAACUUCUAUACCACCCUUCUCCCAAAGGACUCAGGGCGGUGUACAGCCAUAUUAAAACACAUAUAAACCACAAAAUUUAAGAACAACUUAAAAACAAAUAUAUAAAAUUUGGCCCACGAAAUUUAAAAACUAACAAACACCCAAUUUAAAAAUCCCUAUUAGGCCAGCCCGGCUUGUUGGAAUAAAAGAGUCUUCAGGAUGCGGCGAAAGGUACGCAGGUCGGGAAUCAUAUGGACCUCUAGGGGCAGAUCAUUCCAGAGAGCUGGUGCCCCCACAGAGAAGGCUCUCACCCUGGGUGUCGCCAGUCGACAUUGUCUGGCCGACGGCACCCUGAGGAGCCCCCCCCCCAUGGGAGCAUAUUGGCCGGUGGGAGGCUAUCGGUGGCAGAAGGCGAUCUCAUAUAUACCCUAGUCCUAAGCCAUGGAGCGCUUUAAAGGUGGUAACCAACACCUUGAAUCGCACCCGGAAGACCACCAGGAGCCAGUGCAGCUCGCGCAGGAGAGGUGUUACAUGGAUAUGCCAUGUCGCCCCCAAAAUCACCCGCGCGGCCGCAUUCUGGACCAGUUGGAGCCUCCGGGUGCUCCUCAAGGGGAGCCCCAUGUAGAGAGCAUUACAGUACUCCAAAUUUUCGCUACUGGUUCUCCGAACUGCUCAAAAUUUCCACUACCGGUUCUCCAGAACCUGUCAAAACCUGCUGGAUUUCACCCCUGAUCCCAACCCUGUCCAUAAACAGUAAAACUGAAAGACUGUUUGACUCUUUGUGCAUUCCUCAUACAAAAGAAAAUCAGAUUUUCUUUUUUAUACAUUUUCAGAGCAGACUGAGAUAACCUAAGGGAAACAAGCUUUAAACAAAAUCAGGUCUGUAGAUAUAUAUAUAUAUAUUUCCUAAAUAUUUCCUAAAUGGGAAUGCCAUUGUACUGAGGGAUUAGAAAUGUUUCUCCUUAUAUAGAAAUCCAAUGUUUAAAUGCUUUUAAAGCACUGUGGUUCUUUUGCCUGUUAAAAGAAAGCUUAGAUUCAAUUCAAAACCUUUAUUGUCAUUGUACAUCAUGUAUACAACGAAAUUGGUUUAGCCUCUACUGGUGCAGUCCAUACGAAAAUACAAGACAACAUGAAUAAUAUAAAGAAUAAUCCUUAUACAGAGGGAUGCGGUGGCUCAGUGGCUAAGAGGCUGAGCUUGUCAAUCGAAAGGUCGGCAGUUCGGCGGUUCGAAUCCCUAGUGCCAUGUAACGGGGUGAGCUCCCGUUACUUGUCCCAGCUUCUGCUAACCUAGCAGUUCGAAAGCACAUAAAAAAUGCAAGUAGAAAAAUAGGGACCAUCUUUGGUGGGAAGGUAACAGCUUUCCGUGCACCUUUGGCAUUUAGUCAUGCCGGCCACAUGACCAUGGAGAUGUCUUUGGACAGCGCUGGCUCUUUGGCUUUGAAACGGAGAUGAGUACCGACCCCUAGAGUCGGGAACGACUAGCACAUAUGUGCGAGGGGAACCUUUACCUUUACCUUAAUCCUUAUACAAGUAGUUGGAAAAAAACUAGUCAUAUGUUUCCAUAUGUAAUUCAUAUUCUGUGCAACAUGUAUAUUACUCUGGUGUAUGAUCUUAUAUCAUGGUAUAUACAUCUUACACACUUCACUGGCACCAGUGAAAUUCGAUGUGAAUCAUCAGUUGAAAGACUAUGUCUCGUUUGUCCUGAUUGUUGCAGCUAUUCUAAUUAAAUGUGUUUUUAGUUACAA
Molecule: messenger RNA, 4559 nt
Organism: Pantherophis guttatus
Lineage: Eukaryota; Metazoa; Chordata; Lepidosauria; Squamata; Colubridae
Gene: CDH5
Product: cadherin 5
Biological process (GO): cell-cell adhesion mediated by cadherin; calcium-dependent cell-cell adhesion; cell-cell junction assembly
Cellular component (GO): bicellular tight junction; plasma membrane; adherens junction
Molecular function (GO): protein phosphatase binding; cadherin binding; calcium ion binding
Source: RefSeq, a predicted model, not a curated record